Molecule: messenger RNA, 1953 nt
Organism: Cryptococcus amylolentus CBS 6039
Lineage: Eukaryota; Fungi; Basidiomycota; Tremellomycetes; Tremellales; Cryptococcaceae
Exons: 5
Coding region: 658-1653 (331 amino acids)
Biological process (GO): regulation of DNA-templated transcription
Molecular function (GO): DNA-binding transcription factor activity
Source: RefSeq, a predicted model, not a curated record
CGAGCAUGUCGCGCGUCUCUUGCCGCUCUUUUUUUAUUAUUAUUUUUUUCACCAUACCCGCUGCUAUGAGUCGCUCCAGUUUCGUCGGUGGUACUUGGCGGUAUACCAACUGUCUCACUACUGGCGCGAACUGCUGGGGGCACCGACGACCCGAGAUCGAGCCGUCUGCUCAUUCGUCAUGCGCAUUUUCUUUAUUCCCUCCGCUCUUGUCUUUUCUUUUCUCUGCCUAUGUCAUUCAUUUGAUCCCAUAUUGUUCAAUCCUGCGGGACAUGUGUUGUUCGCAUCUUUCCUUUUGCGCCGUCAAUCUAGAGCAGGGGCUGACCGCAUCCAUUAAACAGUGGUCAUUACUACAUCUUUACCUCACCUUGCGUAAACGCGUGCGCCCCCUCUCAAGUCUAUCUCGACCUGCACGACUCUCUCCGUCCUCCCCUGCCUGUCUCCAACGGACCACUCCCAUAGGCCAUAGGCACCCCACCUAGCCUACUUUGCCUUCGACCCCCAGGCCAUCGUCACAAUUCCGCCGGCCGCGGUUGCGUCCCCAUCUCGCCCGUAACUGGUAUACGGUAUCCGGCGAUUUCUUCCCAUCCCCCCUGAACGCCACCAGUCAACACGUACAUCUAGUUCCCCAACACAUCUUAUCCCAUUUCCCUUCUCUCCAUGUCGCCCACUACCACCAUCUCCUCCAAAGCCCUCACCAGCAGCCAGAGCCACAAAAUCCACAACAACGGCAGCAUGGACGAAUUUGACGGCCGUACCAGAAAUGCCAAGGCUCAGAAGCGGCACAGGGAGAAGCAAAAGGCUCGUACGAAAGCUUUGGAAGAGUCUGUCCAGAUAUUGUCUUCCCAGCUGGACGAUGCGCGUCGACAACUCGGUCAGAUGCCUUUUGGUUCCAGCAACCCGCGCGCUCCCAUCACCGUUCACUCCCCAGAGUAUGCGCAGUUGAACGCCGAGAACCAAUACCUGCGCGAAGAGAACCAGGAUCUGAGACGACAAGUGUACACACUCCGCCUGACUUAUGGUGGGCCACCCGAGGCUGGCAACCCCGCCGACCUUGGGGCUAGCCCGCCAUUGAGGCAGGGGAGCAGCCAUGGUCAUCAUCCUAGAGUAGUCGCCACUCCCUCGUCAGUAUCUCAUCACACAACCAGCGGCCACAACGAAGGCACCCCUACGAGCACGACUUUCCCCGGCGUCGACGGAUUCCGUACCAACUCUGGCGACUCGUCUCGCACACGCGUCAUGUCGUCUUCUUCUGUACGUCCUCUUUCUGCUCCGUCGGCUUCACCGUAUCUUGCUUCGUCGACAUUCGGUGACAUGCGGAACUCUUCAACCAACUCCACUGCCACGGCUGCUCCACCAGGAAGCGGAGUGGCCCAGCUCGACCGCUCUUAUGUCGCUCCCCGCUACGAAUCCUACUACUCCCACAACGCCCCUCCACCACACGCCCUGCCUCGCUCUCAAACUGGUUAUAACGCCGGCGUCGACAUGAACAACUACCGUUCUGGCGAGACUACAUCAGGUGGCGACAACUUUUUCACUUCAGGCGAGGCUGGGCAUUCCUUCGCUGGCAGCCUUGGGUACUCACCCGUCAACUUCCACGGGGGGUCACCGGGGGUCCCGUCAUCCGCCGAGUCUUGGCGCCAACACUCUCAUUGAUCAACACUACUCCACGAGGUCGCCGCUUUUCCCCAACAUCCUCUCAUAGAUCUUGUUCUUUCAUGCUCAUUUCACGGCUAGGGCUUUCACACGACGUACUCAAUUGAAACAUUAUUGUAUCAUUAAUCAAAGCAAAUGGGGCGGAUUCUUUCUUCUUUUUUCGCUUUUCUCAUCUCUAUAUCUAUCUCCUUCAUGAUUUAUGGUUGUUUGUGUGUCUUUACGAAAGGAUAUGGGUCGGGAAUCCAGCAAAAUUAUCAAAAGAAGUUGAUCUUUUCAAGAUAUGCACUCCAUGAUAUAGAA